Messenger RNA from Toxorhynchites rutilus septentrionalis, 3893 nucleotides. RefSeq lists its product as uncharacterized. Bases 899 to 3730 code for a protein of 943 amino acids. The record is from RefSeq and is a predicted model, not a curated record. The transcript is spliced from 8 exons. NCBI's taxonomy places the organism in Eukaryota, Metazoa, Arthropoda, Insecta, Diptera, Culicidae.
GCGACCAAUCGCGUUUUGAAGGAAAAACAUUAAUAAUCGCAUCUCGCGAGCGUGUGUGUGUGUGUGUGUGUUGUUUUAUUUUAUUGUUUUUUUUCUUCUCUCCUGAGUGUGGCGAAUAGUUCAGUGUCAACCACCGAAAGAGCGCUCUGGAAGUUGCUCAAAGGCGAAAUAAGAUUUUGUUAAAAGGUUGAACGUUGGAGAAAAAGUAAAUUGAACCUCGACAAACGAACAUAAACUCACACACAUCGAGGCUCAGAUAGUAUCCCAAGUGGUUAUACGCGGUUGUGUAAUUGAAUGACAGCAGCAAUAACAAAAAGUUGAGAAGAAAACAAGUGGAUUUCUGACAGUGCCAUGGAGCAGUUAAAUAACAAAUGGUAGACUAUAUGCAGAAGUGAACAGUGUCUACCGCUGCAAAAUAAAAACAAAACCGAAGAGACCAAACAGUGAGAGAUAAUCAUCGUCAUCAUCAUCAUCAUCAUCAACAACAACUAGUCUCUCUGUUGUUUUUUUCACCGAGAUUCCAGCAUCCCAGCUUGCACACUCGAAAGCACCUUAAAAACCACUUGUCAUCUCGUUCGCUGGGCCCCACCGAAGUGCACCUUCGCCGUACCAAAAUUCGCGCCGAUAUCCAGAAAACACUACCAAACUCGACUUUUGCCGGUUGUUUUGGGUCUCGCCGUCAAUCAAAUUGUGAGGAAACCGAAGGACAUCCCACAAGCGGACGCUAGAACCGCUAGAACAAUCGAUGAACGGGGCGGAACAGUACCAAAUUGAAGUGCAAACGACACUCUAGUGAUAAUUGUUUCUAUAACCAUCGAACAAGUGCGUGAUAAGUGGGUGUGAAAUUGUAGUGUUAGCUAGAGAAUUUAUAAGAAUAACGAAAAAAACAUCGAGCAGAAUGUAUCCUCCGAUCAUAGUGGUAGUGUUAGCGUUAACAAGUUUCACGAAGCAAACAUUCUCGCUGGAAACUGUGCUCCGGUUGGAGGCCCUCGACGGGGAUGGUGAGGGAGGGGGCGGCGAUACAUACAGUACUUUCUACGACGAAGACAAGGGACUGGCAUCUGAGUCAGAUGAAUACGAAGAUGUACGGCAGCAACAAAACCAGGAGCAGCCCUCGGUGCAGCUGGAUGAGGUCUAUUACCGGGUGACUUCAGCUACCAGUCAUGAAAGUGAAGGUUCCAGUAGCAGCAGCAGCAGCACCACCAGCAAUACUAUUCUAGGUGGCGCCAGCGAAGAGCAGCUAUCGGCAACCGAGCGCACCCGGAACACUUCCUCCGAAGAUCAGCAGCACAUCAGCAACCAUGAGGGCAAAGUUAGUGUAGCCGAAGCGUUCGUCCGUGAUGAUCCACAGAUAGCUUCCAGCCGGGAUGCGCUCAGUAGUCGAAGUCUCGACCACGAAGCCGCAGAUUCGCUGCAAUCUUCGACGGUACUGGAAACCAGUCUAUCCAGCAACUUCCUCUAUACAAGCGGAACCUACAACGAUAGCUUCCACCUAACCAACCCGGACGAUAGCUCGGAGAAAACAUCCGACGAGGUGGCGCUAGAUAGCGUCGAAGACGACGCCCAAACGCUGGCCACCACAACCAACAUCCCAGCGCUCUCCGUGCCGGACGAUGUCGCACUGAAGCCAACGAAGCCCCAGUUCGACGAGAGUAAAAUCUCCAAAACCGAACUGCUGACGCGGAUAAUAUCCGACAAGAAUCUCCGGCUGCCGAUCGCAUUCCUCGUGGACACCUGCAACGAUUCCCUCAGCUACUCCAAGAAGGUUUUCGACGCAUCACUGAUACCGAAGAGCCCACUCGAGGUGAUUCUGAUGCGGUACAACAGCACCGGCAUCGCCAAAUCCACCAGCUUCCGGAACACGAAGUCCCUGAUGGACGCCAUCAACGUGUUGCAACCCUCGUACGACAGCAGUGGCCGUGCGUACUACGGCAUCCUGCGUACAUCCCAGGAAAUCCCAUACGACAGCGCCAUCUUCCUGGCGACUUCAAACGCAGCGACGGAUAAGGAGCUCGCACGAAUGGCAGCGCUAACGCUGUUGAAGAAGCGGAUUCGGCUUUACGUGGUCUGGUUUGGCGACGAGGUGGACACCAACGUGUCCGACCAGCAUCUGGACAGCCAAAAUGGGUUGCACGAGCUUGCGUACAAAACCGGUGGUCGGGUUAUCCGGUUCGAGAUCGAUCACCAAUUUGGCAACAAUCCUGUGCUGACCACCCUCGUGUCAGAGAACGAACUGCACGGCGACCAGAGCAUCCCGAUCUCCGUCGCGGAAGACGUCAACAGUUUGUACUUCAAGCUGCACGGAAGCUUGGCCACGGCAACCCUCCGAACGCCCAACGGUUACAUCAUCGACCUGCUGCGCAACACAGUUUCGAGUGACGUCUCCAAAGUCGACUCCCUCUACACUGAUCCCUCUGAACUUCCCCUGCUGGAAAUCAUCGCGGACAACCGCACAGAACACCACUAUCACCACCAGCAUCAGCCGGGAAAGAAUGCCACGAAAUCCUACACAGACCGGAUCUAUCUCGUAAUAGUCAACCGGCUGCGCAUCGUCACCGCCGGCGUUCACUACCUAAAUCUGUCCGCCAUCAAGGACUUGCCCGAAUUGUUACCGGCAGAUCAUCAAGAUGAUUCGAACAGAGCGUACUCUGUCUACGGUGUGAUCGUGAAGGCGGAACACAACAUGCGCCACGGUAUCGAGCUUCUAGAACUCGGCAACGCUACGAUGGAGCGACACUUCGAUGACCACAGCAGCAAUGAGGUGGAGAGCAUUCUACUGGACAACGAGUUGGAUGCUCUGGUCGAUUCAUCACACUCCCGUCGUAGCCAGAAGCAAACACGACACACCUCAACCAGCGACGACGAGGAGCUGCGUUCCGCGCAGCAACAGACCUCCCCGGAGGAGGAAGAAAGCGGCUCCCUUGGGAGGGCCGCCAUUCAGCCAAUCACUAAAAUAGAUAUCGGAAUCAACUCCCAGCUGAUGGGUACCCGUGGGUCCACACUUCAGCUGUCGUUCGAGGUGACCAACUUUCGGCAGGCGCCAAUGUUCUACUACUUCCGGGUUAAUGAUGAGCUGGGAUUCCUGCGUACGCUCAAUCCAGGAUCCGCAACUCUUGGACCAGAGCAAACUAUCAGUGUGGUGGUCACGAUGGUGAUCGGAACCAACGCCGAGGUAGGCGCCAGAGACAAGGUUACUUUCAGCACCGAGGGCGCCGAUCGUGUACAGCAAUCCGCCUGGGUAACAGUAACGGAUGCAGCGGGUCUCCCAGACGCAUAUCAACCGUCGAUUUGGUAUACGUACACUAGCCGAUGCGAGGGGCGUUCCACCGCUGGAACUUGCACCGGGGCUUUCUGGACAGUGGAUAUUACCGCCAGGGACUAUGAGACUGGGCUGAUGAGAAUUUCCUCCAGUCCUCGGGGAAUUGUGUACAAAGCUCCAUUCACCAUCGGCACCAGAGAUGAGGUUAAAGCCAGCUAUACAGCAUCCUGUUGUCAGCCUAAGGUCUCCAUAACGGCGCACGAUAUCAGUAAGAAUGCACGAAGCAUCAAUCUAGACGUCACGGACAUCUGGCUCAACGAAGCCGGGAUCGCGGCUGUGGUUUUAGGCGUUCUUCUGCUAAUUGCUUUGAUAAUUCUGUUGAUAAUUUUGAUUCGUUGGUGCAUCCGACGGAGACAGUCGCGCGAGUUGCCUAUCUACAGGGGAGAUGCACGGGGAACGCGUCAAACAUAAAUGUGGGCAAAAUAUUUCUGAAGCAAGAUGCCAUUUCUUAACACUAUUUUCACACGCAAAAAAAAACCUAUCAACGGUGACGGCCUAAGUCAGACGAAACUAAUCAGUAUUUUAAUUAUCUUGUAAGUCCCAUCAAAUGCCAAAACAUAGUUCUAAAUUUAAA